Molecule: messenger RNA, 842 nt
Organism: Cervus elaphus (red deer)
Lineage: Eukaryota; Metazoa; Chordata; Mammalia; Artiodactyla; Cervidae
Product: keratin-associated protein 13-1-like
Exons: 1
Coding region: 24-530 (168 amino acids)
Source: RefSeq, a predicted model, not a curated record
CUGAGCUCACAUCACCUGCGAAGAUGUCCUACACCUGCUGUUCCAGAAACUUCUCCUCCCGCUCCCUCGGGGACCACCUGCGCUAUUCAGGCGCCUCCUGUGGCCCCUCCUUCCCCAGCAACCUGGUCUACGGCGCUGACCUCUGCCCUCGCAGCUCCUGCCAGCUGGGCUCCUCUCUCUACAGCCAGGAGACCUGCUGUGAGCCCAUCAGGACCCAGACGUUCCGUGUGGUGUCCCGUCCCUGCCAGACGUCCUGCCGCCGCCCGAGGACCCCCACGUUCUCCAGUCCCUGCCAGACGACUCUCCCUGGGUCUCUGGGCUUCAGGUCCAGCAGCUGCAGCUCCCUCAGCUCUGGAUCCAGAAGCUGCUACGCAGUGGGCUGUGGACCCCGUGGCUUCAGACGCCUGGGCUAUGGCAUCUGUGGCUUCCCUUCCCUGGGCUGUGGAUCCGGAUUCUGCCGUCCAACCUUUGCCUCCAGGAGUUGCCACUCUUCUUGUUACAGGCCAACCUGUGGGUCUGUCUUCUGUUGAUCAGCUUGUGAAGAGUUCAGAUGUUUUGAGCAAUGUGUCCAAUCUCUGAACAGAGCUUCUAUCAUCUUCAUGAUCUUCAGGAAGAUUAAGGACUUAUCACAUUUUUCCCAGUCAUAAAUUACUGACCAAAAAUGGUCUGCCACACAUAUUUAAUGAUUAAUUUUAUUGAUUGAUUUACUGAAUGCAUUAAUGGAGUUAGUAAAAUGAAUGCAAUAUAUUGCUAGAUCAAUUAAUGAAAUUUAUGUUAAGAAACGAAUUAAUGUUAAUGAGUUAAUGGAAUCCUUGUUCAUGUAUUCACAGAAUACAUAAAAG